AGUCAACUUAAGUUUUUAACUAAUAUUGCUGUUGAGAAUCAGACUAAAAUAUUAACAAUGGGUCUUACUCAUAUGUAUAGAGGUCUGCUAUUUUCUUCUUCUGUUAAAAACAUGUGCACCUAUUCAGUGAUGAAACAAUUGAGAAUUCUAGCUAAUUCAUCAGGAAGUAAUAAAUUUCUGUUGAAGUUUAAGAGUUGUGAUUUCAGUUUUCAAAGAAGUAUUCAUUUGAACCACCAAAACGAAAAGCUUGCUGUUAAUACGGAAAAAAAGUCUGAACCCAAAAGUGGACUAAAUAAAAAUCCAGAAACAAUUAUAAGUAAUAUCAAUUCAAAGAAAGAGCUAAAUCUGAUCAAGAGGGAUAAUUCCAAACAGAAGGGUAUAUACAGUGAAAUUGUUGGCUCAUUUCCAGAAGGUAUUCAAAUGGCAUUUGCCUAUGGGUCAGGUGCAUUUCAGCAAGAGAAUUCACCAGAUGUGAAUAAAAAUGUUCUGGAUUUUAUAUUGGUGGUGGACAUGCCCAGAAGAUGGCACCGUUUAAACUUAGACAAGCAUCCACAUCACUACUCGUUUCUUAAACGUUUUGGACCUCACACCAUUGCUAGAGUACAGGAAAGGUAUGGAGCUGGUGUAUAUUUCAACACUCUGGUCCCCAUGCAGGGGCGUGUCAUCAAAUAUGGGGUCAUUAGCACAGCACGGCUCAUCACUGACCUCUUGGACUGGGAGUCUUUGUACAUCAGUGGCCGUCUUCACAAACCUGUUAGCCUGAUUGUCGAGCCACUAAAUGAGCAGCUUUUAACAGCUCUAAAGGUGAACUUGAGAAGUGCUUUCCAUGCUGCCCUGCUACUUUUGCCAGAUAUGUUUACAGAGGUACAGCUCUACUCCACCAUAGCGGGUCUGUCCUAUGCUGGGGACUUUAGGAUGAGCAUUGCUGAGGACCGUAAUAAAGUUUCCAACAUUGUCAAGCCAAAUCUCCAGCUGUUUCGCAGGAUGUAUGGCCCCAUCAUCAUGGAAGAAGAACACCUGACCUGGUGGCAGCCAGAGGGUCAGCUUGAACAAGCCUUGACCUUUCACUCCAGACACCACCACCUCAAAUGUUUACCUGGUCAAGUGCUAUAUGGUUUGCUCAUGCAAAAAUAUCAGGUAGGAGUAUUCCCUGACCUCGAAGAGAUCAUUAAACUUCACGCUUACGACUCCGAGUGUGGCAAGCAUGUGGCAAACAGCAUUCAACGAAUAGUCAAGAAAUCCAGUUUGACCCAGAGCCUCAAGGGGAUAUUUACUGCAGGGCUUUUCAAGUCUAUCAGGUACUCCAUCAACAAGGUGCUCAAGAAAGUCAAAAGUAUUUGAACCUUGGCUUGGGUAGGUUUAUAAAAUAAUGGCCAUUGUGUCCAGAUUGGUUUGUUUUUCUGAAUCAGUUACAAUGGUAAUAUUCAUUUUAAUUUAUUGAUUAUAUAAAUUAAAUU
Physella acuta is the source of this 1457-nucleotide messenger RNA. Its product is annotated as phosphatidate cytidylyltransferase, mitochondrial. Gene Ontology annotation, cellular component: mitochondrion. NCBI's taxonomy places the organism in Eukaryota, Metazoa, Mollusca, Gastropoda, Physidae. The record is from RefSeq and is a predicted model, not a curated record. Gene Ontology annotation, molecular function: phosphatidate cytidylyltransferase activity. Gene Ontology annotation, biological process: CDP-diacylglycerol biosynthetic process; cardiolipin biosynthetic process.